Messenger RNA from Lactuca saligna, 510 nucleotides. The record is from the annotation of a GenBank genome assembly. Lineage: Eukaryota; Viridiplantae; Streptophyta; Magnoliopsida; Asterales; Asteraceae.
AUGGCAUCUCCGACCUUAAUCACCCCGACCACCUCCACCCCUAAGCUCCUCCCACCCAUUCGCUCCAAGCUCUCAUCACCCUCCUCUUCCACCACCACCGCCGCCACUACUCAUCGCCGAAACUUCUUGUCAUUGGCUGCCGUAAUAUCCCUCUCCUCCCCGCUACUUGUUAUUCCGGCUGCAUUGGCGGCUUCCGAUGAAGAAUACACAAAAGAGACCCAGGAGGUUAUCCAGAAAGUCAGGAACACGAUCAACAUGGACAAAACUGAUCCCAACAUCGCAACUGCGGUGGCUGAGCUAAGAGAAACCUCCAACUCCUGGGUGGCUAAGUACAGGAGGGAAAAGGCCCUGCUUGGAAGGUUAUCCUUCCGGGACAUGUACUCAGCCCUAAACGCCGUCUCCGGCCAUUACGUCAGUUUUGGUCCCACCUCUCCGAUUCCAGCAAAGAGGAAGACCAGAAUACUUGAAGAGAUAGAUUCGGUGGAGAAGGCUUUGUCGAGGGGAAGAUAG